CGAGCCGCGCAGCGCGCGCCACGGACGGCGCGCCACGGGCGGCGCGGCGCCGCCGCUGCGGCAGCGCUUCGAGGGAGGCCUCGGGGCGCGGAGCUCCCCGCGCCCCGAGGCCUGCGCCCGACGAAGGCGAGCGGCGGGGCGACCGUCGCCGUCGCCGAUGGGCGCCGCGCAGGCGUCCCCUGCGCGCCGCUCGCUGGCCGCCGCGGUUGUCCUCGGGCCCGCGUUCUGGGGCGAGCUCGGUCCCACGGGGGCGGCUGGCGAACUGAGGGGCGCUGCUGGCGCGGCGGCGGCACCGGACCUGGGCAGGAGGUGUGCCGCGCGGGGGCCGUGGCUGGAGCCCGGGGCGUCGCUCGAGGACAACGCGCCCAGGACGGCGCCGCGGCCCGGGGACUCCGAGCUGGCCUCCGAGGUGCCCGACGCGCUGCCCGGUGCGGGCGUUGGGCAUUUCCACGGCCUCCUGGGCCUCCGCCCGAAUGGCUCGUGCUGCCGCCUGCAGGAGACGCCCCUGCCAGAGGCGGGCCUCACGGCCGAGGAGCGGCGCGAGUCGCACCGGGGCUUCUGCUUCAACAGCCGUGCUUCGGAGGCACAGGCGGUGGACCGGGCGCAGCGGGACGUCCGCUCGCAGGGCUGCAGGGCGAAGCACGAGCAGUACCCGUGCGACCUCCCCACCGCUAGUGUGGUGAUGGUGUUUCACAACGAGCACUUCGUGACGCUCGUCCGCUCGGUCCACUCGGUCCUCAACCAGUCUCCAGCGCAGUACCUGAAGGAGGUCAUUCUGGUGGACGACGCCAGCGAGGUAGACCCGAGCCGGUUCCACGAGGGGCACUGGCGCCGUUUGCGGGAGGAGCUGGACGAGUACGCGCGGGCGCUGCCGAAGGUCCGCCUGGUGCGGCUCGGUGAGCGGCGGGGGCUGAUGUCGGCGCGCAUGGAGGGGAUUUGGCGUGCUCGGGGCGACGUCAUCGUUUGCCUGGACAGCCACAUAGAAGCCACUCCGGGGUGGCUGGAGCCGCUCCUCUCGCGCAUCGCCGAGGACCACACUCGGGUGGUGGUGCCCAGCAUCGACGGCAUCGACACUGAGGACUUUAGAUAUAGUGUUUUCGGCCUGGGGCUGCUGAGCUUCUCCUGGACGCUGGCGCAGAAGCCGCUGGAGCGCCUGGACGGCAGCGAUGAGCCAAAGGGAUCGGCCGUCAUGUGCGGCGGCCUCUUCGCCGCCAGCCGCCGCUUCUUCCUGCACCUUGGCGGAUACGACCCCGAGAUGCGCAUCUGGGGAGGCGAGGAGAUUGAAAUCGGGUUUCGCACGUGGACGUGCGGCGGGUCCAUCGAGCACGUGCCGUGCUCGCACGUGGGGCACAUCUGGCGCACCAGCAGGUACUGGCAGGGCAGCGUCUACACCGUGCCCGCCGAGGACCUCACCAGGAACAAGCUGCGCACCGCGGAGAUCUGGAUGGACGACUACAAGGACCUGGUGCGGCUGGCCGCGCCCGCCCUGCCGAAGCACGCCGACCUUGGCGACCUGGAGCCCCGGAGGCAGCUGCGCCAGCGGCUCGGGUGCAGGCCCUUCCAGUGGUUCGUGGACAACGUCGUCAUCGACACAGUGCGGAGGAGCGUGCCCGCCCUGGGGCCCGACGCGCCGCCGGAGGGCACCCGGGGCGCCUUUGUCCACCUCUCCACCGGCACCUGCGUGGUAUCCUCGGGCGCGGAUGCGGUCGGCAUGCGGGUCCCGGUCGCUCCGUGCGACCCCGCGCGCGGCGCGGGGAGCGCCAUGUCCAUCCACCUCGACAGCGGCGGCGUGAUCCGCCCUGGUGGCGGCGAGCUGUGCAUGGCCGGCGGCGCGGAGGGGCCUACCUUCUACCCCUGCGGCCCUGGCAGGGGCGGGCCCCAGUGGCGGUGGCUCACGCCGCUGCGCGCGCGCCGGGGCGUUGGCAGGCUGGCCCUGGGCGAGUCCGGCAGGUGCCUGGAGGUGCUGUCGCACGGUUGGCUCAACUUCAGCCUGUCCAUCCCGCCCUGCUACGACACGGGCGCCUUCGCGCAGCUGUGGGUCUGGGAGCCUGCCGCCCGGGCCGCCUCGGCCGCCACCUCCACCGACACGGACCCAGGCAAGGAGCGGCCGAGCGUCCAAGAGCGGCCUUUCGCCAGAGUGACUCUUUGGCGUGGGCCCGCGCGGGCCCCCGCGCAUUGGCUUGCGGGUGUGGGUCUGCCCGCCCCCCCCCCCCCUACUCCCUCCCCGCGGCCCACUGAGGAAGCGCACCAAAGGCCACUCUCGCGCAGGUGGCGCCGCUCGGACAUCUGGUGAUAUGAUUCGUCCCAUCCGCAGACCCAGAGGUUCCAACCCGUGCUCUGGGGUCAGGUUUGCGCCCCAGAUCUGUGUUUCAUUGUCCCAGGGUUCGGCUAACGGGCCUCAGAGGCCGAAGUCGACGAAAGCCGCCGGGAUUGGAAGGAGAAAAUCCGCGCGGAGCCCCGAAAGCUUCUGUUUAUAGUAGGUUCGCGUCGUGCCGACCGGCGGCGACCCCGAAUGCCGCCGGCGACCCAGCAUCGGUCGACGCUGAACGAACUGACGUUUCGGAAACGGCCGUUCUUUCAAGUUCGAACGAGCCCCGCGGUGUCAGCAGCCAACGCGGCGGUCGACACGACUUGGAACCGCCGUAUACCAAGGUCCCCUGCUCUUAGGCAUGGAGCCAAAAUCAGAUCAUCGGAGAUCUGGGCUUGGCGUGCGGCCGACCAGGAGCUGUGAGGGGGCCGCCGCCCCAGCGAGGAGCGAGGAGGCCCCGGCUGCCGAUCCUCGGAGAGCCCCUCCGUGGGGAGCCUCCAGGGUGCGCCCAGGCGGCCGCGUGCCGGAUGUCAUCCAGAUCGACCCCGCGACGGCAGCGUGAUCGCGCAAUUGGCGCCGGCGCGCCUGGUGCGAAUCGGGGGAGGAAGAGGUACCGAUGCCACUGCCCUUCCUUCGUUCGGGCCCUUCGGGCAUCCUGGCCUCUUCGUCACGGCCGGAUUCUCCUCGAGAUCUUGGCCAGAACGCGCCCCGGGAGAGGUCCAGGGAGCAGCGGCAUCGGUAUCUUGUGGUUUCCCCAGUUUGAGCCGAGGAGCAAGCUGCGGCACAAGCACAAGCUUUCUGAGGUGCACGCGGGUUCCUUGGUCCUGAGCGUUCACCCAGCCAAACAGCCUCCGAGCCAGACCAAUCUGCAACUCUCGGGGCCGGAACUCCGCCCAGGUACAGUCGGACUGAGGUAUGAGAUCGAGGUCGGUUCGGGGAG
Molecule: messenger RNA, 3248 nt
Organism: Prorocentrum cordatum
Lineage: Eukaryota; Dinophyceae; Prorocentrales; Prorocentraceae
Source: the annotation of a GenBank genome assembly